CCAUCAUGCAGUACAAGACUCUCGCUCUCGCUUCUCUCUCCCUCAUCGGGGCUGCCUCCGCGCAGCAGGUCGGCACCUUGACGUCCGAGACCCAGCCUAAGAUGAGCUGGUCUACCUGCACUGGCACUGGUGGAACAAGCUGUACCACCAAGUCUGGCUCCGUCACCCUCGACUCUAACUGGCGAUGGGCCCACACCACCAGCGGAUCCACCAACUGCUACACUGGCAACGAGUGGGAUGCUACCCUCUGCCCUGACGGCGAAUCUUGCGCAAAGAACUGCGCUAUCGACGGUGCUGACUACAGCGGUACCUACGGUAUCUCCACCAGCGGCAACGCCCUUAGCUUGAAGUUCGUCACCAAGGGCUCCUACUCCACCAACAUUGGAUCCCGUACCUACCUCAUGGAGUCCACCGACAAGUACCAGAUGUUCAACCUCAUCGGUAACGAAUUCACCUUCGAUGUCGAUGUUUCCAAGCUGCCUUGCGGUUUGAACGGUGCUCUUUACACCGUCGAGAUGGCCUCCAACGGUGGACUCGGCGAGGGCAACAACAAGGCUGGUGCCAAGUACGGAACUGGUUACUGUGAUGCUCAAUGCCCUCACGACAUCAAGUUCAUCGGAGGAAAGGCCAACUCCGACGGCUGGACCCCCAGCGAGAACGACUCCAACGCUGGAUCUGGUGAAAUGGGCGCCUGCUGCCCCGAGAUGGAUCUCUGGGAGGCCAACUCCAUCUCCACCGCCUACACCCCUCACCCUUGCAGCGAGAACGGUCUCACUGCUUGCACUGGCACUCAGUGCGGUGAUGGUGACGAGCGUUAUCAAGGUCUUUGCGACAAGGAUGGAUGCGAUUACAACCCUUACCGCAUGGGCAACAGGGAGUUCUACGGCCCCGGAAAGACCAUCGACACCACCAAGAAGCUCACCGUCAUCACCCAAUUCAUCGGCUCCGGCACCACGCUCUCCGAGAUCAAGCGUUUCUGGGCCCAAGACGGCGUCGUCUACGCCAACCCCGACUCCUCCGUUGAGGGUCUCACCGGCAACUCCAUCACCGACGAGUUCUGCACCAACCAAAAGGCCGCCUUCGGCGACGAGACCCACUUCAGCCAGCUCGGCGGAAACAACCAGAUGGGUACCUCGCUCGCCAACGGCCACGUCCUCGUCAUGUCCCUCUGGGACGACCACUCCGUCAACAUGCUCUGGCUCGACUCCACCUACCCCACCGAUGCCGACCCAGAGGCUCCCGGUAUCGCCCGUGGUACCUGCAGCACCGACUCUGGCAAGCCCGAGGAUGUCGAGUCCAACUCGCCCGAUGCUACUGUUGUCUUCUCCAACAUCAAGUUCGGCCCCAUUGGCUCCACCUUCAAGCAGCCCGCAUAAAUGGCUUCGUCGGAUUUGUAAAGCAGGGGAGUGUUUUAGACAGAUGGGUAUCUUUGGCUUGUCACGGGUUUCAAAGAUUCGCUGAUAUACUUUCGCUUGUUUAUAUUUUGUGCUUGUUAUGUAGAAGGGACGUUGGGAGAGUUCGUGAGAAAGGAACGGAGAGAUUCAGCAACUGUGUAUAAAUGCUCAAAAUUGAAUACUGUCAACCAUUAAGUUCUCGUUCUUUCAUGAUUUUACCUAUGCCCUGCAUUUCAACUCUUUUUGUUAUGUUGCUGGUCUGCCCUACUAACCGUUCGAAGUGGCUGACGUUUCAGCGCAUAACGUGCAGCAUAACGCUCGACUGACCGCUUUACUACCACUGAUGGUGCAACAGUGGUACAUUAAUUCGCAAACCUUUUGCCCAUUGUUGUUUGCUGAAUAUUCACUUAUUUCUGUUUGCCAGUCACACAACUUUCAUGGUGUCCUUCUCGUGACGUGUCCCUGUGACCCAGAAGCAUUCACGUGGCAAACUCGCAAUAGCAUUGAGUCCAAGGAUGCUGCCCCUCACGGCUUGUGGUGGGUCAGGAUAACAACCGUGUGCCAAACGC
This is a messenger RNA of Periconia digitata, 1963 nucleotides long. NCBI's taxonomy places the organism in Eukaryota, Fungi, Ascomycota, Dothideomycetes, Pleosporales, Periconiaceae. The record is from the annotation of a GenBank genome assembly.